AAGCCAAGCGAGUUCUGUGUUUACAGCAUAAUUUUCACCACAAAACAGGUGAAACCAAUUGAAGCGCAAUCGGGGGCAACUUCCGGUCCGGCAGGCAGCGGUGACGACGGCGACGACGACGGAAUUCGCAUCGGCAAUGCAAACUGUGGGCGAUGUGCCAACGAAUAAUCCCGCUACCUACUGCCGGUUGUGUUUUUCGCAGACGAAAGUAGUGCCGAUUUUUCCGCUUGGGACACACAACCACAACCAGAAGCUGAUCCAGCAGGUCUACCAGUGGACCGGGGUUCAGAUUAGCUACCAGGAGGACUUUACCUGUGCCAUCUGCUGGAAAUGCACGCUUACCUUGGAGGAGUUUCAGCGUUUUUGUGAUCGUUGCCGGAAGAGUGACUGGGUGAUUAAGCAGAAGCGUUCGGAGGGAAACGGAAGGAAGGAUCAUCCUCCGGCGGGGCAGCAACAGCAGCAGCAGCAAACGAACCACGAAAACAACGCUCCCAACCAGAUGGACGACCGGCGAUUUGGGUACCCGCUGUACCCGUUGAUGCAACCGGCGCUCGGGUACGAGUUCCGGUUGACGAACGUAGAUCCCCGCGACCGGUCACACGCGGCCACCGACCCGACCCGGGCCAUGGUCCGCAGCCAUAACGAAGCGACCGCCGGUCACGUGACCAAAACCGAGUCCCGGAUAGACAUUGACACCGAGUUCAAGCACGUUCUGCCCGUGGAACGCCUGCCGGAAGAGCUGGUCAACAUGCUGGAUCUGCCGGCGACCUCUUCCAAGCGCCAGCACCACUCGAGCAACGGAACAACCAACUCCGCCACGAUCGCCUCCAACGACGGUUCGACGCCCCCGAAAGUGCGCAGCACCCAGUAUCAAAAGAUCGUCGAAUCCGGCGGCGUCAAAUGCCCCAUCUGUAAAAAGCCCUACACGACGGACAAAAAUCUCAAAAAGCACCUCCGUCUGCACACCCUCUCGCUCCCGUUCAGCUGCGUCGAGUGCGGGGCCAAGUUCAGCGAACGGCGCGACUACCAGAAGCACCAGGAGCGCUUUCACGGCCCGAACGCGACUGCCUCCGUGUCGGAGAUCUUUCACUGCGAGUUUUGCUCGCGCGUCUUCACCCGGCAGCGUGACCUCACCAAACAUCUGCGCCUCUUCCACGAACCGCCCGAGGACAUCAAGAUGUGAGACCAGCUGAACGUGACGGCCGUCGAGUCCGGCACGGUGGCGGCUGCGUCGCUUCGUGGCAAGAAACGGAAGUAGACGAUCGCGGCCGGCGGCGACGGAUUUUGUGCAAUCAGAGGGCGAUUUUUUUAAAAAGGGAAUUUGAAACUAUUAUUUCCAUUGCAGUUUUCAACCUCAUAGAUUGGUUGAGAUAUUUUUUUAAGAUUUCGAAAUCGCUUCAAACGGAAAUUGCAACGUAUUAUUAUGUUUUAUGAUCGUGGAUACAAAAUGACACACAAUUUACAAGCAAUCGUGCCUCCAUUGACAACAUCCGUCUGCUCUGGAGCGAUUCCCCGGUGGUCUCUGUAUCAUUGAAUGAUUUGAAGUUCGAAUUAAUUGUAGGCAAACUGUCUGUACAACACCCUAUUGUUUAAAUAAAAACUACAUCAGUAAAAACUUUCUGAGUGAUAA
Messenger RNA from Culex quinquefasciatus (southern house mosquito), 1630 nucleotides. RefSeq names its product zinc finger protein 813. Gene Ontology annotation, molecular function: zinc ion binding. The transcript is spliced from 2 exons. The record is from RefSeq and is a predicted model, not a curated record. Gene Ontology annotation, cellular component: nucleus. Lineage: Eukaryota; Metazoa; Arthropoda; Insecta; Diptera; Culicidae. Bases 137 to 1183 code for a protein of 348 amino acids.